Messenger RNA from Rhododendron vialii, 1311 nucleotides. Its product is annotated as cinnamoyl-CoA reductase 1-like. The coding region runs from base 55 to 1038 and encodes 327 amino acids. NCBI's taxonomy places the organism in Eukaryota, Viridiplantae, Streptophyta, Magnoliopsida, Ericales, Ericaceae. The record is from RefSeq and is a predicted model, not a curated record. Gene Ontology annotation, molecular function: oxidoreductase activity, acting on the CH-OH group of donors, NAD or NADP as acceptor. The transcript has 6 exons.
UCAAGGAGAGAGAGAGAGAGGGAGAGGGAGAGGGAGAGAGGGAGUGGAGAGAAAAUGGGGGAGAAGAGGACAGUGUGCGUGACAGGAGCGGGUGGGUAUGUAGCUUCUUGGCUGGUGAAGCUUCUUCUCUCCAAUGGCUACAGUGUCCACGGAACCGUCAGAGAUCCUCAGAAUGAUAAAAAUGCUCACUUGAAGAAGCUUGAAAAAGCAUUAGAGAACCUGAAACUCUUCAAGGUAGAUCUGCUGGAUUACAAUUCUCUUUCUGCAGCCAUCACAGGAUGCGAUGGAGUGUUCCACGUGGCCUGUCCUGUUCCCUCCGGCAGUGUCCCGAACCCGGAGGUAGAAUUAGUUGAGCCUGCUGUAAAAGGUACACUUAACGUGCUCAAGGCAUGUUCUGAAGCAAAUGUCAAGCGAGUGGUGGUUGUAUCUUCUGUAGCUGCCAUUUUACUGAGCCCUGAUUGGCCCAAGGGUCGAGUUAAGGAUGAAAGUUGCUGGUCUGAUAAGGAAUACUGCAGAAGAACUAAUAAUUGGUAUUGUCUUUCAAAAACAGAAGCAGAAAGUGAGGCUAUAGAGUUUGCGAAAGUAAGCGGGCUUGAUGUUGUGACAGUUUGUCCAUCCUUGGUUUUAGGGCCAAUGCUCCAACCAACGGUUAAUUCUAGUAGUUUGAUCCUCAUAAAGCUUUUGAAAGAAGGAUAUGAGGAACUGGAAAACAGGUUGCGCAAUAUAGUAGACACACGAGAUGUAGCUGAAGCACUGUUAUUGGCAUACGAGAAGCCUGAAGCUAAAGGGAGAUACAUAUGCACAGCUCACACAAUCAGGUCACAAGAUCUGGUGGAAAUACUCAGGAGGCUUUACCCUAACUACAACUAUCCUAAGAAAUUUACUGAGGCAAACGAAGGAGAAGGGCUUACAGAAGGGCUCACAGAAGAAGGGCUCAGUUCAGAGAAAUUGCAGGAAAUGGGUUGGAGUUACAGACCAUUAGAAGAAACUCUUGUUGAUUCCAUUGAAGGCUACAGAGAGGCUGGACUUUUGGACUAAAAAGGGCUUUCCGUUCUCUUGUAGUUUUCGCUGGUUGUGUACCAUCAAACAUUCUCCUCCUUUUUACAGCCUGUUCGUUAUAGUCACUGCUCUAUAGAUUAUGGGCUUGUUUGUUUAGUCUACUGCUUUUGGCAGCAGUUCUUGUUGAUCUGAUAUAUGGCACUAGAACGUGAGAUAUUGUCACUAUUCCACGGAGAUUCUCUUCUUGUAAAUGAUAUUGUGGAUAGCAGAAGCUCUAUUUUGCUGCUUCUUACUUCUUGUGGUUGUGGACAA